UCGAGGAUGAUCAAGAACCGCGGUCCCUUAUGAAGGGGCCCUCGGAGGAGAGAGGAUGCUCGCGACUCGCUCGCAGCUGACCGAGGGAGAGCGCUCCGAGAAGGGAGGCCGAAGGAAGGAGAAAGGAACGGUUAACGAUCGGGUACCCCGACCUCAGGACAAAUGAACACCUCCGAACAGACGGCCGGAUAUCACAAGGAUGUGAGGAAUGAUCACUUGGGUUAUGGUCGGGCUGCUCCUGGCUGCGGAAACGACCUGCGGCAGAAGCCUGGCGUCCGGGAACCCAAAAGAGGACGUCGUCAAACAGAGGAACGGCUUGAAGGCUGCCGGUCCGGACGAUGAAGAGAUAUAUCGUCUAACGUGCUACACGUGCGUCAACGUGAGCGAUAACCAGAUGUGCAACGAAUGGGCCAUAGACACACCCUGUUCGGCAGCCGGUAGGGACUUCUGCCGAUCUCUGCACAUCUUGGACAGUCGCGGAAAUAGCGUCUUGGUCAGCAAGAGGUGCGCCAGCAGCGAGGAGUGCGGCCCAGCCUCGGUGGGUUGCGUUCCCGUCGACACCCAAAAGAUCUGCAUAAGCUGCUGCGAUGUCAGCUACUGCAACGUCGAGUCACCCACCAACGCGACCAAUGCGGUCUUCUCGAGAAAGAGGAGGACGAAAUCCAAGCCGAAACGCAAGCGACCCGGCAGGAACGCCGUCGACAGGAUCGGCCAUACUUCCGAUCGGGUCUUUUGGCUUCUCGUGGGCCUCUCGUAUGCAUAUCACUGUUGAAACCCCUCCUAGGAAGAGCGAAGCGGUCCGUGGCUUUGCUAUUAGUUGAACCAUGUCAUGGAAGAACGCUCCCUCCUGUCCGAUACCUGUUUGACGCCCCAUCACCUAUCUCUUCGUUAUCACCGGCAUCGCACUGUUGACUCCACUCAUUUGGUUGAUUUAAAAGUCCCUUAGAUUCGACACCCCAUCUUCCUAUCUAUUCGUUAUCACCGUCAUUGCCCUGUUGACUCCACUCGUUCAAUUAAUUUGCAAGUUCCUUCGGUUUGGAAUAACUUUUACCAGGCUAUUCGGUACGUUCUGUCCUCCUUUGAUGAUAAGAGCAAAUUUAGAGACGAACGUGUUGUUUCGUUCCUUGGAGGAUACGCCAUUUAAGGAGACCUAUUCGUAUCAAUUGAUUUGAUUAGGUAUUUUUCAAUUAGAGUGGGGCUUUCCUUAACUUAUUUGGAUCGCGAUGGUCGGCUUUCGAUUGGUCCUAUCUUAGGGAAUUGAUUAGAUCACCGAUUAGCGGCCAGGUUCGAUCACAAUCUUUCCUUAUUGCCAAUUAUGUAUAUUAUCUUUAGUGAAAGGAAGAUGGACGAUACGUUUGCGCGUAUUCUUGGGGAUUUUACGGGGACAGUCAAACGAUCGGCUCGAUUUCGGUAGAAUGAUAGUACCUAGCGUUCUUCCAUAAGACGUUUCCGCAAUCUAUGGCUUUAACGAGGCUGAAUCUUUUGAAUGAGAAAAGGCCAACCAGUGGCACCGGAUACAAGCCUUCGAAAGGACAAAUCUCCUACAGGUAGUUCAAUAACUGUUCCGCCUUCUUAGAGGAAUUAUUUAUAACCGAGAUCGAGAAUCAAUUAGAAGUCCCGGAGAACGAGAACGAUUCAACGAAGACCAAGAUAAAGUUAAAGAAAAUCAUUUUCAACGUCAACCCUGACCUAUCACGAAACGUUUCCCAUUGCAAAACUAUCUAGCUUCUCGUAAUACACAAAACCAAACAAUCGAAAGAAUUAUAGUGAUAUGAAAGUGUCAUAUAUACAUAAGGAAAAAAUCAAAACAUUGAUAAAACUUUU
Molecule: messenger RNA, 1824 nt
Organism: Orussus abietinus
Lineage: Eukaryota; Metazoa; Arthropoda; Insecta; Hymenoptera; Orussidae
Exons: 6
Coding region: 209-772 (187 amino acids)
Molecular function (GO): acetylcholine receptor regulator activity
Source: RefSeq, a predicted model, not a curated record